This is a messenger RNA of Angiostrongylus costaricensis, 534 nucleotides long. The record is from the annotation of a GenBank genome assembly. Lineage: Eukaryota; Metazoa; Nematoda; Chromadorea; Rhabditida; Metastrongylidae.
GACAGUAGAGGAGUCGGCGGCGUCGACAUUCUCGUCAACAAGAGUUUGUCCAUGAACAUCGAUUCAUUCGAACAACUAACUACCCGAAUCGGAUAUUUGCGAUUAAAAAGAAGUGGAUUUUUGACGAUCUUUGUCGUUUACGCGCCGACAUCAAACUAUGACGAAGAAGAAGACGAUGCGUUCUAUAUGGACUUGGAGAAGUUCUACACAGAAGACCACAUAUUCUUCAAGAAAACCCACCCUCAACGCUGGACGUGGCAGUCUCCCAAUGGAGAGUACCUUAACGAAAUAGACCACAUCAUGGUAAAUCGACGGCUUUCCCUUACUGGUCUCGCUGUUGUCCCAAAAUUCUAUAUGGGAUCAGACUACCGCCUCUUUCGUGCAAACUUUUAUUUCUCAUGGAAAGGAGCCGCUAAAUUCAAAAAACGAAGUGCAAGAACCACCAUAAACUGGUACUUGUUCAAUUCGUCAGCCGGUUGCUGGGAAGAUGCCGUUCUCGACAAUAUCGACGAAGAAUACGAUCGGCUCAUUUAA